AUGAGCAAUGAGCAAUCAAAUAAUGGUCUAAAGCUAGACGUUAAAACCGGGAAGUUAAGCCUGUGGAGGCUCUUCCCCACCUUUACCUUUACCUUUUACUACAACUCAGAUACUGAGCUCGAGGUAAUGGAUUUUGCACUCAAAGACUACAGAAAUUACAAGGAGUCCGGAUUCCGCCCUGUAGAACUCAGUGCUGGAAUCUGGCACUUGGCAAAGGCAAACGAGCCAGAGGCUAGCUUCUACGAAGAGCUGGCCAUGCAUGACUUGUUUAAGGGCGUAUGGAAUGUGCGGACACAUCUGAAAAAGAAAACAGUAUGCUCAAGUACAUUUUGCAUGCAGGAUAUAAUCCCGUCUGAUGGCAGGGUGAAUAAUAUCAGCGCCGUUGGUGUUGAAGAGGAUGGAGAUGUUUAUCCAUGGACUCUUCAAGGUUCUGAGCAUGCUAAGAUGGCCGUGUGCAUCGACCGCUCUGACAAGCUGGUGAUGGUGGGCGACCUCAACAACACUCUUACCCAAAAGAAGCGCGGUGGCGGCGGUAUUGUGCUGCGUCAGCCACGCCUGAACAAGAUGCUUCAAGAGAUAUCGCGCACCGUUGACACCCCGUGA
This is a messenger RNA of Chlorella variabilis, 603 nucleotides long. RefSeq lists its product as hypothetical. NCBI's taxonomy places the organism in Eukaryota, Viridiplantae, Chlorophyta, Trebouxiophyceae, Chlorellales, Chlorellaceae. The transcript has 5 exons. The record is from RefSeq and is a predicted model, not a curated record. The coding region runs from base 1 to 603 and encodes 200 amino acids. Gene Ontology annotation, biological process: DNA metabolic process. Gene Ontology annotation, molecular function: deoxyribonuclease II activity.